Molecule: messenger RNA, 2779 nt
Organism: Nycticebus coucang (slow loris)
Lineage: Eukaryota; Metazoa; Chordata; Mammalia; Primates; Lorisidae
Gene: YPEL2
Product: yippee like 2
Exons: 5
Coding region: 1908-2267 (119 amino acids)
Source: RefSeq, a predicted model, not a curated record
UUAGGGUGCUAAACUAACACAGCCUCUCCUGUUAGGAAGUGGAGAUUUGGCAACACAAAUAUUCACCAGCACAACAUUGCUGAAAUGUUGUAACAGAUUUGACUUUCUGGUCCUACUUAGAAUUUCAGAGCUGGAAGGGACUUGAGAGAUCAUCCUUUUUCAAGCUUCCUUGUUUUAAACUGUAGAAACCUGGGUCUAGAGAGGCAAAGAAACUUGCCCAAGACACUGAUGAGACAAGCUUUUGAUAAUCACAUUUGUUAGAUUAAGGAUUAAAUGUUAAAUGGUUUUUGUUUGUGAUUCCUCCUUCUUUGAAAGCAUUAUUUAGAUUCUCCAAAGUAGUCAAUUGUGAACAAUGACCAUAGCCCCUGGGGGCUGAUAUGUGUCAUAAUAUUGAUGUAUUUGAGGUAUUUUGUUUUUAGUAACUUUAGGGACUGGAUUCACACCUAACUGCCCAACAUAUAUUAAGUGAAUUCAAUUUGUUUGACGAAUAUAUUUUAAAGACAGCUGGGUGGAGUUGUAGGUGAAGUUUUGAGCCACCUGCAAAUCUGCCCUGGCACCAUUCUGGGUUUAUGUGCAAACCAGUGUAUGGAAGGAGGUUGGAAUCAGCUGUGUCUCCUAAAGCAUCUCAUGUCCUGAUAGCUGCAGAACCCCAGUGGCUGAGUGAAAAGGCUAAACCUGCUCUUUUCCCUUGCCCCUGCCAGCAUUCUUUAUCAAACUGACCUGCUUUCCUGCUGGGAGACUCUGCCCCACUCCACCCACCUGGUGCCUCCCUGGAUUUCCUGACUGCCAAGAGUUUAUUUUUUAACCUUCUCUUCCUUGAAAAGCACCACCCGACUGACCCAGAAUGUAGACUCCUCCCCUCUGGUCACUCUGAUCACCCUAUUCUCCUGGGCUAACCAUUCCUCAUCACCCUCCCAACCCCCUGGAAAAUCAGCCGCAAUAGGGGGCCUUCCAAUUCCCUUAAAGCCCCUUUCCUACCUUGAACUCUCUGAAAUUACAAGCAGGGCAGGAAGAAGAGGGGAAAUGCUUAGGUUUUGAGCAGGUAAUGGCUGGGCCAGGUGGGACUGGUACUAGCUUAUUAAAUUCAACUGCCCCGGGGCCUGAGGGCCACUUCUGAUAAUUUAGGAUCUGGGUUAGGGAUGGCUUGCGGGGUAAGGGAGUAAUUACUACUCUGGCCUCUGCCCAACACACACACCCUACCUCUAGAGAAUCCCAGCCUUAAUCUGGGAGAAACCCCAAACCCAAACAAACAGUCUCCUCCCAGGCGCCGAGAGCCCACCCAGCUCUGUCACCCUUCCUCCUUGCCCCGGGCCAGUAGCCUAGACAGGGGGAAGGACCAGGCGCCGGUUCCACUCCCCGCACCCAAGCCCAGCCUGGGCCGAGGGGUUGAGGGGUGGGAGGCAGGGGAAGCGGGGGGCGGAGUUCCGUCCUCUGCUGAUUGGCUCCACGCGGAUGGGCUGCGGCCGUGCCGGGCCAACCGGCAGCGUGUUGCUAUGUGCCGAGCCGAGGGGAUAGGUGCGGGGGCGCGUCCGUCACGGGGCAGCCCCCGGCCCCGACCGGAGGGAUGCGGAGUGGCGGCCGUGGCAGUGGCGGAGACUGUGGCUUUAAGAGCGCGCCGGGAGCCCGCGGUCCAGCCGGGACGUCCUCUGCUGCUGCGCAUCCCCGCGGAGCCGGGCCCGGCGCUGGCCGGACGGGGCAGUCAGCCGCCGGGCUGCUGAGAACCAGCCCUAGACCUCUGCUUGAGGGUCCUUCCUCUGAAGACAUCACUAGUGUGUGGAGCCUGCCCCACACCCACCCCCUGCCAAACCACGGCCUUUACCUGUGUCUUCCGGUGUUUCCCGUGCGACCCGUCCUGUGGGAGUGCCUCGUGGGCUGCCCCAGAGUUCACCCCACGAUCAGCGGCGCCAAUGGUGAAGAUGACAAGAUCCAAGACUUUCCAGGCGUACUUGCCCUCUUGCCACCGGACCUACAGCUGCAUUCACUGCAGAGCUCAUUUGGCCAAUCAUGAUGAACUAAUUUCCAAGUCGUUCCAAGGAAGUCAAGGACGAGCGUACCUCUUUAACUCAGUAGUUAAUGUGGGCUGUGGCCCUGCAGAGGAGCGUGUGUUGCUCACAGGACUGCAUGCAGUUGCAGACAUUUACUGUGAAAACUGCAAAACUACGCUGGGCUGGAAAUAUGAACAUGCUUUUGAAAGCAGCCAGAAAUAUAAAGAAGGCAAAUACAUCAUUGAACUAGCACACAUGAUCAAGGACAAUGGCUGGGACUGAUCGCACAGCAUCCGCCCAAUCCAGUGUCCGUGUGAACGCCAUCCAACUGAACCUUCUACCCAAGCGUGAGAGAGUGACUGAACACUUGGUUCCAUCCAUGUAGGGGCCUUGCCAUCGGGGGCUUCCUCCCGCCCUGACACCAUCUUUCUGGUGACGGGCCUCUAAAUCACUGUCUCUCUGUCUCUUUGCUUUGUAUCUGUUUGUGAGUUGAUCCUGGCUUCUCUCUCUGUUCUAGCAUUGGCUGAAAACAAAACAAUGAAAGGAACAGAUCCUUGACCGUGUUGUGGCAGCCCACCUUGAUAAGGGCCCCUGGGGCCUGUGCAAGAGCUGCCUGACGGCCUCUUGUCAGGAGAGCAGUGGCAUGGGGGUGAGAGGAAAAGGGAAAAGGGGGAAACCCUGGGAGUCCUGGGGAUGGGUAGGGGGUGGGAGGAUCGAGGUCGCAACAGAAUUGAGCUGCUCCUGGAGACCUGAUAACUUAGGCUUGAAAUAAUCGACUUGUCUGAAAGGACAAA